AGCUGGUUUGUUUUUGAGAGAAAUUAAGGAGGUGAGAGUGAGGCAGCAGUGCCUCUCUCACUCUCUCUUAUUCUGCCUCUCUACUGCCUCACUCACACCACCACCAUGGAGAAGAACACUCUUAGAGAUAAACUAGAUGGCAAUGAGCUGGACCUCAGCAUGAUGAGCCUCACUGAAGUGCCAGUUAAAGAAAUUGCCGCACUGCCAAGAGCCACCAAGAUAGAUUUGUCCAACAAUCAACUUGCAUCUUUGCCGCCCUGCUUUGCCCAGUCAUUGGGCAAUAUCACCCACCUAGAGUUGGGGUCUAAUAAAUUGCAGGAAAUACCAGCAAAUUUCUUCAAAUUGCAGAACUUGAAACAUCUUGAUCUCUACAACAAUCAGUUGACAGAUUUGCCUUUGUCUUUCUGUCAACUGCGUAGUCUGAAGUGGCUGGACCUGAAAGGCAAUCCUCUGAAUCCCUCCCUGAGAAAGAUAGCUGGUGACUGUCUAAACCAGAAGGAAUGUGAAGCUGCAGCACGCAACAUUAUUGCACAUCUCAAAAAGCUACAAACGCAAAUGGAGACUGAAAAACAGGAGAAACUAAAAAAAGAAAAAGAAAAGGCAGAAGCUCUAGCAAGAGUAGAGGAGGAAAAGCUUGCUAAAAAGAGGGCAGAAAAGAAAGCUGCCAGAGAAAAGAGAAAAGCAGAGCAGCGAGCUCAGCAAGAAUCUCAAAAGAUGGCCGUGAAUGGGUCAGCAGGCACAGAGAAACAGUACAACGCAGUGCCUAAGCCUGCUCCACCUGCACUCAAACAUAAGAAAACUAAAUCAGGUCGUUGGUCAUUCCUGGCAUGGAUGAACAUGCUACUGUUUUUGUGUCUUCUAGGCCUGACUGGGUUGGGUUUAUAUGUUUACACUGAUGGCAAUCUUACUCCUGAUGGCAUUGCAGCUGCCUUACCACACAUUAUAGAAAAUGCCAAUAUCCUUGCAAGUCUCACAAUUGAAGCUUUCUAUCCAGAAAACUUAGCGCGAACUGGACAAGCCGUAUUAGAAUCUGUAUCUGAUGCAUGGGCCAUACUCGGGGAGCUUACCAGAGACAUAAGUAUCCAUACACAGCCUGUUAUUAAAAGUGUGAAAGAGGGAUGGUUAUGGUUGACAGAAGUUACCUUGUGGAUUUACAACUGGAUCAUCAAUAACAUAGACUGGGAGUCUGUACUUGAAGCAAUUAAAUCUGCAGGUAUUUUCAUGUAUGAGCAGUGGUUGGUGAUAUACGAGGAAUUGAGAAGAAACGAGGCAUUAAUGUCAAUCAUAGCAAGAGUUCGGACUUACACUGCAGGUGUGGAAGAAUACUUUGGUGUUAUGUGGGGAUUUAUUUUGGAAAGAAUCUGGUUUAUUGUUGAAUAUAUACAGGAAGAAGGUCCUGUUAAAUUUGCAGCAGUGAAAGAACAAGCUACUGCUGCAUUAGAUUCUGCUAAACAGUCCAUUGAAGGACUUGUCAGAUAAAAUUAUACAUGUUGAUUUGUCAUCUCCCAUAAAUAUUUUGAGGCAUUUCAACACAAUGACAUUGUUAAUCAACAGAAUUAUCAGUGUUACCUAAACUAUUAUUUCCAUACUGCAUAGUUUGACAUGGAGACUAUUAUAUAUCUUCAAUAUAUAAAUCCUAAUUUGAAAAGCUCCUUUGAAAGCUGUGAUUAAGGUAAUGGGAAUGUGUUUUAUCCUGUGGCCUUGACAUCUUUGACCUCUCGACUGAUGAUCGAGAUACAUACAAGGAAGUUUGUCAGCUUUCUUUUCUAUUUUUACGUGUUGUAUACAGUAUUUGUACAUCAUGCAUAAAUUAAGGUUUGUUUUUUUUAGUUGCCAUAUAGAAUAUCCUUGGUUAAAAAUUAAGCAGUACAAUUAGUUGUAUCUUGAAACACUUGUAAAAAAUACUUAUACACACAAAAUUAUUGGAUAUUUGCCUUUUACGAACAUUUUGAAGAUACAUACUAUAGUUUUUUCUAAUGGUUUAGAAUGCUCAUUAUAAUGUUGAGAACUGCUGUAUUUCAUUAAUUUCCUGUUAAUUUUCAGUAUUACUACUGAUGCUCAGUCUUAACAUUAAUAUUGGGAAGUUCAGGGUGUCAGCUUGUGUAGUACAGUACCUGUUUUACAUUUAAUAAAUGCCCUUUCAAUA
Cherax quadricarinatus is the source of this 2146-nucleotide messenger RNA. RefSeq names its product leucine-rich repeat-containing protein 59. Gene Ontology annotation, molecular function: protein binding. The record is from RefSeq and is a predicted model, not a curated record. Lineage: Eukaryota; Metazoa; Arthropoda; Malacostraca; Decapoda; Parastacidae.